Molecule: messenger RNA, 6381 nt
Organism: Pocillopora meandrina
Lineage: Eukaryota; Metazoa; Cnidaria; Anthozoa; Scleractinia; Pocilloporidae
Source: the annotation of a GenBank genome assembly
AUGUGGUGGCUGUUCUGCCAUUUAAGAUUCGUCCUUUUCGCUUCUACCAUGGGGUUUGUCGCAGCUAACGAUCAAUGUAGGACAGAAGUAAACAUACAAGGAAUGGCUCUCGAGAGUCAUGUCUUCAAAAGGUGGUCACUGGCGGUUCCUCAUCUUUGCGAUGUCAAAUGUGGACAAGAGAUCACGUGUCAAAGCUAUAACUACAAUCGAAAAUACCAAAUAUGUGAACUAAAUAACCGCACCAAGGAGGCGAGACCAGAGAAUUUCCUUUCAGCACCCACGUGGUUUUACAUCCGGCGAUUGAACGGCAGAGGUGAGAAAUCAAAUGUCUCUCUAUCUGUGUGAUUUCUAUUUCUCUUAAAUCUUCUCCAUCCUCAGCCUGGUUCCUUCUCACCUGGAAGGGCUAAGAAUAGGAAGUGAAUGUAAAACAUAUCUUUACUGCAGCUCCCUUAGGUUCUAUCCCUGAAUUACCGGCGCUGUCUUGUCACGAAAUAAAGGCGAGUGAAGGUAAACACACCAUAAGCGGCAAGUACUGGUUAGAUCCAACUAGGAAAGGAAAGGCAAAACUGAUUUACUGUGAUAUGGUUAACGAAGGUAGGUCCUAUAACUUUGCUUGAGUUAUUUUAUUUUGUGGCGAGUUAUCAGUAUCAUGAAAUUAUUAUAAAUUAUACUAUUAUUGAUAUCAUUAUCGUAAUAUUUGGUUUGGAUCAUUUCUAGCGUGGAUGCCUCUCUCAAGUUGCUCUAACUUACUCACAUUUUAGAUAUGGAUGAAUGUAAAUUUAACAUCAGUGACUGCGACGUGAAUGCAAACUGUACUAACACAUAUGGUUCUUACAAAUGCACAUGUAAAGUGGGAUACACUGGCGAUGGACGCUUGUGUUCAGGUAGUUUGAAUAUUUCCAUAUGUAACUAAUUUUUGUUAAUCGUCUCAUAAUUUUAUGCAGCGUUAUCCAUGCAUGUUUAUGCAAAGAGUUACCACGAUCUACACAUUUUGUUACACAUUUUUUAGGAAGAGGAAUUACAUGACUGUGGGUCAAAAAAUGAUAAAGUGCAAAAUUUAUCGAUAGUUUCUCAGAUAUUUACGAGCGUAAAGGAAAUCACUCUUGUCACGUGAAUGCUACAUGCACGAACACCAAAGUAUCGCACGUUUUUACUUGUCACCACGGAUAUACUGAAAAUGGAAGCGACUGCACAGGUACUUAAUGCGUUUCCUUUGUAACCAUUCCCAUUAGAAAGAAAAGCACUAUCAUCUUUGCAAGAGUUGUUUUACCAGAAUACCUUGUAUAAAAAGAGAUGAGUGUAGGCCUGAAGACAAUGGCGAUAAUGACACCAUUGUAUUCAAUAAACAUUCAGUGGUAAAAAAAUCUCAACUGGCAAAGGGGACUUGAUGGAUAGGCUUACAGGACAGAACAACGGAUUUGAACUUGGGGAAACCGAGUAAAAAUCUGGUAAGUGGUAACGUAAGUGCUCACGUCUAGAACCACAAGACAAAGACUUCUCAGCUUAUGCCCCGCAACUUUUCUCCAAUUACAUUUUUUUUUUGUUUAUGAUUUUUCAGAUAUUGACGAGUGUAAAGGAAAUCACUCUUGUCACGUGAAUGCUGCAUGCAUGAACACCCUUGGAUCACAUGUAUGUCAAUGUCAUGCUGGAUAUACUGGAAAUGGAGAAAACUGCACAGGUAAAUUUAAUCUCUUAUCUACAAUAUAGUAGAAUAGUCCUGCAUGACACGUUCGACUACAGUGCCGCACCAUCCAGUUGCGUUGCAAGACAAUUAGACAAUUUAUCACUAAGAAACUCGGUCAUUUUGUCCUCACGUGUUCACCUCCUCGAGUGUUCGAGUCGCUAUCUUAUGAGAAUAUAAACUGUUAUAAUCUCUUGGUAUCGAGUUGAACAAGAGAAGAAAAGUUACAUGACCGCAAGCAACCAUGUACUAUUUUGAUUAUCAUGUAAACACGAUAGGCCUUUACUGAGAAUGAAAGGUGACUUUUUUAAAGAAUGAUAUGAUUGGUUUCACAAUCCGCGAAAAAAAAUCAUAAAGCGCGUCGGCGAUAAGGGUCAAGAUGAAAGAAUGCGUUGAACCAUUACAGAAACAGACAAAGGGCGUAACUUUCUUUUUACAAAAUUCUCAGUUGAUUUUUUCCUUACCGAAAGAAAAAUAUUUUCAUGUAAAAGAUAAAAAUAGGCCUUUAGUAAGAAAAAAAUAUAAUUUUUUAAGGAAUGAAAUUAGAAGUUUCAUAUUCCGCGAAAAAAAAGUCUACCAAGGAAGGCUAGCAAGGCUAAUCUUUGACGAUUGAUAUCCGACUACAGUUUGGAACGGUGUCUAGAGAGAGAUUCCACUGCAGUGGAAGUUUUUGUUUAGUCUAAAUUAAUAAUUAAUUUGUCACAAUGAUAAAUAACUUAAUGACCUGUCACCUCCUAAAAGUUUAAAAAAACGAAUGUAUCUCUCACUCGUGUAACCACUAACGUUGUAUAAUUUUUCUUUUCUUUCCAAUUUUUUUAGAUAUUGAUGAAUGCCAAGAAAAUACUCAUAAUUGUCACCUGAACGCUACUUGUCAAAACACAAAUGGAUCCUUUGUGUGCACCUGUUUAUUUGGAUUUAACGGAGAUGGACGGAACUGCACAGGUAAAGGCCUUUAGAUUGUAAUUGCCUCGUUAUGACUAUUUGUUUGCUUGUGUUUUUAUUUUCAAUUAUUUGUUUAUUUUGUACGUACCUUCUCUGUUUGUUUGUUUGUUUUGAUAAAGUAGUUACCCUUGCCUUAAUAUUUUUGACCAAUGGUAGAAAAUGAUCCCAAUUGAAAGCAAGAGGACGAAAUGCACUCAAUGCUCAAAAUAAGGAGAUUUAUACAUGUAUCAUACUCCAAGAAUCGUGAUUGAAAGCCUGUCAUUUCUCAGAUAUUGACGAAUGUGCAAGAAAUCUUUCUUGUCAUGUGAAUGCUAACUGUACCAACACAAUUGGAUCACAUGUAUGUAAAUGCCACACUGGAUACACUGGAGAUGGACAAACUUGCUCAGGUGAUUUUGAUAACUUUUCUUCAAUGUCCAGAAAAGUCCUUUAUGUGCGAAGAGAGACAACCUCCAUUGCUGCUCUUUCUAUACAUACAAUCCCAGCUACUCGAUGCGGGAGGUAAUCUGAAACGUCUUUUUAGCUUAAAUUAUAAGGCCGGAAGUAGUCAAACAUUUAUCCUAAAAUUCAUCCCUCAAUAAAAAUUGUGGAUUGUUUUGUUUUGUCUCACAUCCUUUGAGAUUAGAUUUGCAGUAUUUUGGAUAGUUAUUCAUUAUAUCUUGAUUCACCAAAACAUUUUUCAUCAUAACAUCAACUCUGGGUUGUGACGUGGUGCACUUGAUCCCCAUCAGACAUUGACGAGUGUUCACAGAUGAACAUCUGCGACAAGAACGCCUCUUGCAGUAAUACCCAGGGCUCCUACAGCUGCGCCUGUAAUCCUAAAUACACUGGGGAUGGUCUGACUUGUAAAGGUUAGUCUCUUUUGAUCCAUGCCUUAUAUAUUUUUUAGAGAGGGUACUGGCUGAACUCGCUGUAAAUAAUGUUGAGUGAAUGGCUAUUCUUGUUUGGCCAUGUAACAAAUCACGUUAGUUUUUAGUACCUUUAGUUUGCUUGGAAACGUCCAUCGACAAAACAUCGGGGAUAAAGAAAGAUAAAUUUGAUUUUUUACAUCAUAUUUUUGGACUUGAAGGCAUUGUUUUUGUCCACCAGGGGAGAAAAUAAUUUAUUCUUGAUGAUGCAUAACUGUUCUGCAAAUGCAAUCAUAUUGAUGAUGUCUCAAUUAAACAGAAUAGUCUGAUUGGUUAAAAUCGAUGUUGACCGCAGUUACGAUUUUCUCACUGACCUAAUAAGAUGAUUCCUCAGGAAAAAAAAAAAAAGUCAUCUAACAUUUUUUAGCAUUUUUUUUCUGCCUUUAAAUAUUUCCUACCAAUGGCUGUUUCGAAAAAUGCAAUAAGAAAGGCAGGUCACCUUGCUUGUUUGAGAGAAAUGACGGGCAACACUUACCUCAUUUAUGCCUACUAGCAAUUUUUCCCGCGCGUCAUUUCAAGGUACAUUUUUAGGUAGCUGGAAUAAAGGGUUUCCGAAGUAAAAAUUAAAAGAAAAAACUUAAAAGGUACAAAGUCUCGAGCGUGUGGAAAAUUUGAUAUGUAAUUUGUGGAAAUUAUUUAUAUAUAUUAGUAAUUAUUAUCACGUUCCUCACGUCGUUGUUUUCAAGGUAAUGAUUUUCAUCAUCAAGUAACAGGCUUUGUGCACGUUUUUAGCUAUGUUUUCUUCUUUUUUUUUUUUGCCUUCGACAAUUUUCUUAAUUUCUCCAAGUUAAAGGGGAAGAUUUGUACAAAAAAAUUAUGCAAUGAAAAAUAGAGGUCACCCCGCUCGUUCAAGAGCUAAAGAGCAUUGUGCCUGUUUGCAUGGUCCAUUUAUUGAAAAGCAAUACCGUGUUCUCGGAAUGUGUGCGCUUACUUGCCUGAAUACGUGAUUUUUAUGCGCAGUACAGGAUGCCCAGUGCAAUACUGAGGAAUCACCUUUAGACUGAUAGCAAGAUUCAGUUUGUUUUUUUUUUAUCUAAAUAGUAAUUAAUGGAAGAAUAUCUGUCUAAAUAAGGAAAAAGUAGACAAAUUUGAGUGUAGCCGACGAAACUACGAGCAUAGCAACUUGACUUUUUAAAACGCGAAUUUUUGUCGGAUGCACGAUUUGAUUGGCUGUUAGGAAACACUGUCGUCCAGAGCAUGUGUUGAGAAAAUAUUUAUCAGUCAUGUUAUAAACAUACAACAUUUACCUUUGAUAGAAAUAGUAGAGAUGGUAAGUUUUGAGCUCGAUGAAGAAUUAAGAAAGAUGUUUUUUCGUCUCGUCGCGAGCGUGGGAUAAAGAAAAAUUCUGAGUCCCCAUGAGGAAUCUUCUUCACCGAGCUCAAAACUUAACAUCUCUACUAUUUCUAUCAAAAACAUUACGCUAUCGACAUUGUUGAUCCUAGCAGUAUGCAGGACGCGUGUUAUAAGAACUUCGUAAUAGACCUCGCUCACCGAAGAGUCUUUGUGGCUCAUUGGUAGAGCAUCGGAGCGCAAAUCCGAAGGUCUGAGGUUCGAUUCCUCAUGUGGACCCAGAAUUUUUCUUUAUCCCACGCUCGUGACAAGACGAAAAAACAUCUUUCUCAACAUUUACCUUUCUCUGUAACGUUAUUAGAGAAUUUUGCUUAUAAUAUAUAGGGCACGUUUUCCCUUGUUUACAUUUUCUCAUUUAAACACUCGAGGCUUGGAAAUUUCUUCAAAGUUAUGCAAACCCUUGACCGCGUAUCGGGUUCGCAUAACUUUCUCAAAUUCUCCCAACCUCCUCUCGUAUUUAGGUGAGAGUAUGUAAACAUGGAAAAAAGGUUUUCUAUUCCUUAAGCAGUAAUCAGCUCCAACAAAGUUUUCCAGGCAUAUCUGCACAGAUCAAAGGGAAACUAGUUACUUCACUUCAAUUCCACUAAGACACAGAAAACUUUUUCACAGUUAAAUAAUUCUAGCCCAGGGAAAUUUUUGCGGGAGCACUUAUUAACAAGUUUGAUGGCUUUACAUUCAUCAACAACCUUUUUUUGUGGUCAGCAGUCGAUGAUUGCAGGGCUUUAUGAAAAGCGAUCACUGAGCGAUCGCGCCACAGUCACGUAUUGAAAUUCUUGGAACAUGGUAUCUUUUAAGGGAUUUUGUAUUGAGGCUGUAUGACAAACUCGGCUAUUUUUUUUAGCAGCCAUAAUUCGAGAAAAUCUCGACAUGCGACCCUGGAUUGAGAACGGUCAUCGCUUUGCCAUUCAUUCAUUAACCUAACACAGCUGAUUGGUGAUAUCAAACACAUGUAAAAAAUUAUCGUAAUGUUAUACGCGCGUUUAACAAGGAUUUCCUGGCUCUUCUCAGGGCAGAAAAUCGUUUUAAACCACCGCAGUUUAUAUAAUAGCUUUUCUCCUUAAGCUUUCCUAUAACGAAAUAUAUAAAACAUCGCUCUAACCGAAAUUCAACUUUUUAGCCGAUCCGUGCUAUAAUUACAGAAACCUGAGCGAUGCUGACAGAAAGAGCACUUACAACACACCCUACGGUAGAGAAAAAUGUGACGACGAAUCCUCAUCCAUAAUAUUCGGGAAUUGGUAUCGUUUCGUGGGAGAUGCAGGAACAAAAAUGCCAACCCAGUGCGUACCGUAUAAUAGAUGUGGUGCGGUCUGGUCAAGCUGGCUAAAAGGUGGUCACCCCACAUUGGCAGAUGGUGAGGUUUCCUCCAAGGUCUGCUUUAUCAGAGUUGGAGAUUGUUGCAAGAAAUCAAUUAACAUAAAAGUGAAAGACUGCGGAUCCUACUUUAUUUACAAACUACUAAAGGUACCUGCUUGUAAUCUGCGCUACUGUGGCACAGACUGA